CAUUCACUCCAACACUACCAGAAGAAGCCUUCAUUUCUGAAACAUUAAUUUUGCAUCUCAUCGAUCAAGUUCAAAUGGGUGGUUCUUCUCCUUGUGCUUCCUGCAAGUUGCUACGACGUCGUUGCACCCAGGAGUGCAUUUUCGCUCCUUACUUUCCUUCUGAUGAUCCUCAAAAGUUUGCCAUCGUCCACAAAGUCUUCGGUGCCAGCAAUAUCAGCAAAAUGUUGCAGGAGCUUCCAGUGCAUCAAAGAGCGGAUGCAGUUAGCAGUCUGGUGUACGAAGCGAACGCGAGAGUGAGAGAUCCGGUGUACGGAUGCGUCGGAGCUAUAUCCUACCUGCAAAAUCAAGUUACACAGUUAAAGACGCAGCUUGCAAUGGCACAGACAGAGAUUAUGUGCAUCCAGAUGCAGCAAGAUUAUUCUACAAACUUAUCAACUCAGACUGAUCAUUACCAAGAUGACAAUAAGUCGCUUGUCUUAUCUGAUAACAACUAUGAAAGCUGCAAUAUUAAUCAUAAUCUUGCCGAUCAUCAUCAUCAUCAGUAUCUCAGUUUUGCUUCUUCUUCUUCCUCGUCUAGUAAUGUAAUCCAGGACCCUUUUAAGAGGGAAUCAUUUUGGACUUAGCAGUUUUAGAUUAAUUAUUAUUAUUAAUUAAUUAAUACAUAUUUUCAGUGAAUUAUCGACUACAUGUUUUUUUUUUUUUUCUUGUUUAACUAUUUUGAUUAAAGUGUAAGAUUGGCUAGCGCUAGCUAGCUGCUUUUGUGAUCUAUGAUGUGCAUGUUUUUUAUCUUGCUGUUGACAGAUAAAUAGCACUAAAAAAAAGUGGAUUAUAAUAAAGAGGGAAGUUGCAGUAAACAAGAAGGAUAUGUAUGUAAGAGUCA
Prosopis cineraria is the source of this 880-nucleotide messenger RNA. RefSeq names its product LOB domain-containing protein 12-like. The record is from RefSeq and is a predicted model, not a curated record. NCBI's taxonomy places the organism in Eukaryota, Viridiplantae, Streptophyta, Magnoliopsida, Fabales, Fabaceae. The transcript has 2 exons. Bases 75 to 623 code for a protein of 182 amino acids.